UCUGGGUUUCGCGUACGUGAGAGGAUGUGCGGCGGCGAGGCCGGACGCUGGUAACAUUUUGUACUCGGCAUGCUCUGCAAUGGAGCGUCUGAGUAAAACUAAUUACCACAUAUUGAGUAACUGACAUGGGUGAAGGCACCUGUGUUUCAGGAAAAGCCUGGCAGCUAAAGUAAAAGGUGGGCAGGAUGGGGGAGCGGACCGUUGGCGGCCCAGUGGCUGCGAUCUCUCCAGUGCAGCAGAUGCUGGCCUCUGGCACUGGAGCCCUCCUCACAUCUCUAUUUGUCACUCCGCUGGACGUUGUGAAGAUAAGGCUGCAGGCUCAGCAGACUCCCUUCCACCAGGCUUUGGGCCGUGAAUCCGCUCCAUGGGGUGGAGUCGGCCGCUCAUCCAAAUGGAAAUGUUUUCUGUACUGCAACGGCCUGAUGGAUCACAUCUACGUCUGCCAGAACGGAACCAGCUGCUCCAGCUGGUACCGAACGCCGACGCAUUUCAGUGGCACUCUGGAUGCUUUUGUGAAAAUCACCCGCCAUGAGGGACUCCGCUCUCUGUGGAGUGGGCUGCCACCGACGCUCGUGAUGGCCGUCCCAGCCACAGUGAUCUACUUCACCUGCUACGACCAGCUGAGGGACUUCCUGUGGUUCGGUUUGGGCCUCCAGGGCAGCCACGUCCCUCUUCUGGCCGGAGGGCUCGCCAGAUUGGGCGCCGUCACGGUCAUCAGCCCUCUGGAGCUGGUCAGGACCAAAAUGCAAUCCAGGAAGCUGAGCUACAGCGAGCUGCGCGUGUGCAUCCGCUCGGCGGUGGCCCAGAGCGGCAUGCUGUCGCUGUGGAGGGGGUGGGGGCCCACCGUCCUCAGAGACGUGCCUUUUUCUGCUUUGUACUGGUUUAACUACGAACUGGUGAAGGCCCAGCUGUGUGAGCAGUACGCAUCGCCGAAGGCCAACUUCUCCAUCAGCUUCACUGCCGGAGCCGUUUCUGGAGCCGUCGCUGCUGUCCUGACGCUGCCGUUCGACGUGGUGAAGACUCGGCGGCAGAUCCAGCUGGGAGAGAUGGACUCUCUGGGAGUUUCCAGAAAGGGAACCGCUUCCACUUGGCACAUCAUGAAGGAGAUCUGGUCUGAGCUGGGCUACAGAGGCCUCUUUGCAGGUUUUCUGCCCAGAGUGAUCAAAGUGGCGCCAGCCUGCGCUGUCAUGAUCAGCAGCUAUGAGUUUGGGAAGGCGUUCUUCCAGAAGGUGAACCUGGACCGACAGCGCCUGGCGCCAUGAACUCCACCAGCAGGGGGCGCUGGUUGGCCUGGAAAUAAGAGACGCACCUCCAUCCUUCCUGCAUGCCUGAUAAAACUUGCUAAAGGGUUGAGGAGAAGUUUGCGUGCUCACGUUUAGACAUUUGGACUCACCUGUGAACCUGAACCCGCUCACCCGCUGUGCAUGGCAGUGGCGCAAACUCAAAGACUGCAACUUGAUCCGUACUGUAGCAUGAGGUCCAGAUAAAAUGCUUUACCACGUUUUCUGUUGUCCUGUUGCAGUAAAACAUGACAAUUUUAGCAACUAUCUGCUGUGUAGAUAACUUUAAGAACAUUUUUGAAUGCGGAUUGAGUUACAUUUCAUAUGCAACGAGAGACCUGAGGGUAGAAAUUGAAACUCAUUGAGAUCUUUCAGGAGAUUCUCAGAACCUGGUGAGUGAAAACUUUAGACACUGGACCAGAAAAUG
Messenger RNA from Poecilia reticulata (guppy), 1707 nucleotides. RefSeq names its product solute carrier family 25 member 39 (gene slc25a39). Gene Ontology annotation, cellular component: mitochondrion. NCBI's taxonomy places the organism in Eukaryota, Metazoa, Chordata, Actinopteri, Cyprinodontiformes, Poeciliidae. The record is from RefSeq and is a predicted model, not a curated record. Gene Ontology annotation, biological process: mitochondrial transmembrane transport.